Oncorhynchus masou masou (cherry salmon) is the source of this 3056-nucleotide messenger RNA. RefSeq names its product josephin-1-like. The transcript has 6 exons. Gene Ontology annotation, molecular function: cysteine-type deubiquitinase activity. The record is from RefSeq and is a predicted model, not a curated record. Gene Ontology annotation, biological process: protein deubiquitination. The coding region runs from base 745 to 1458 and encodes 237 amino acids. Lineage: Eukaryota; Metazoa; Chordata; Actinopteri; Salmoniformes; Salmonidae.
ACAAGCGAAUGACGUGUUGCGCAUGCUCAUGGAGAUACGGAGCUAGAUGGGGGGGAAAAGUGCAAAAGACAAAGGACUAAACAACCCAGGAAAAGAGGCUAAACGAUUAAUUUCACCAGGAUUAUGACAUGCCUACUCCAGUAGUAUCGCAUAAAGAGAAAGAACGCUUUAGAAAAGCACCUGGAGUCCUGUCUGUCUACACAUCACAGAGCCUCAUGUAUCAAGUCCCUCAUCUUUUCCACUGGAACUGACUCCUCAUGGUGGAACCGUGGUAUUUUUUGGGUUCUCUAGAAAUGGAAAGAACUAGUAAACUUUAGUCUGACAGUUGAGGUGCAAAAAAAAAAAAAAAGUCACGAGGACAGACGUCAGAAUGGAGGAAGUUGAAAAAAGAGAUGCAUGCUCUUGCUUCUCUGCCUAGUAUUUGUUUAGCUAUAGAUGUGACCUUGGGGGUUCGUUAUCUUUUUACUCUGACGUAGCUGCAUAAAUGUUCACACCCUCCUUUUUGCUCUCAUAAUUAAAUGUGGACCUUACUCCACACUUGGAACAUUUUGUUUUCCAGCUGUUUUUUAAUUUUUCUACCAGUCAGCACUUAUGAAACAGCAGGCUAGCUGAAGUGGCCUGGCCCACCUCAGUGUCACCCAGUAACCCACCUCCCCCUUCCCUUGCCACAUGCACGCCCCUCCAGCAGCUGAGCGGUUGCCAUGGCAAUGGUAGUUGUGUCGGCGUAGCGACAGGGUGACAGUGAUGGGGAGUACUCCAUUUUCUGGUAAGGGGAGGGGGGGGGGAGGGCUGCAGGACCUGGGCUGUAUGCCAUGGAAGCUGAGCAAGCAGAAAGGGAUGGUGGGGGGAGGGACGGGGGGGGAGAGGUCGGACCUGAGAGAGCAUGAUAUCUUGACCCCUCCGGCCCCGCCUCCAACCCCCAUCUACCACGAGAAGCAACGGCGGGAGCUGUGUGCUCUGCAUGCGCUCAAUAACGUCUUCCAGGACGGGGCGGCUUUCAGCAGGGAUACACUCCAGGACAUCUACCAGAGACUCUCUCCCGGCACUCUGGUAACCCCCCACAAGAAGAGCGUGCUGGGAAAUGGGAACUAUGAUGUGAAUGUCAUUAUGGCCGCCCUGCAGACCCGAGGGUUCGAGGCUGUCUGGUGGGAUAAAAGAAGGGAUGUGGGCAGUAUAGCUCUGUCCAACGUAACAGGCUUCAUCCUGAACGUCCCGUCCAAUCUGCGAUGGGGUCCACUGCGCCUGCCACUCAAACGGCAGCACUGGAUAGGGGUGCGGGAGGUGAACGGAGUCUAUUACAACCUUGACUCCAAACUACGCAGCCCACACACCAUCGGAAACCCUGAUGAGCUCAGGAAGUUCCUGUGUCACCAGCUGAGAGGGAAAAACUGUGAGCUCUUAUUGGUGGUGUCUGAGGAGGUGGAGGUCCACCAAACAUGGAGGUCAGAUGGUUGUUGAUUGAAUGUGCCUGCCAACCUUUUCUCUACCGGAUUAGACUUUUCCCAGUUGCUGCUCAGGAUAGCAGGCGUGGGCCAAGCAGGGUAUAGAUUGAAAAGCAGGUGGGGUUGUGUUCAGCCAAUCACACAGAUGCGCACUGGCCGGAUGUACUUUUUUUGCUUCCUCACCCAUUGCUGGACUCUGGCUGAAACCUGAAGUGAUGAAGGAAAUGGACACAUACAGGGAGGUCACAAAAAAUUCACACUACACAACACUUAGAUUUAUGAACAUACUGUUUGGGAUUCUGUGUUUAUAUAUUGAUUAUUUUUCAAUGUUUAUUUUUUGUUGUAUAUUACUGUAUCCAAUUAUGGGAGGCGUAUGACUGUAAUCUCCCCCCCCCCCCCUCCUGUUUACCCCUGUACUGUAUAUUCACUGAUGCGUCUUUGUUUCUCUUUUUGUGUAUCUCUAUUUGUCCUUCUCUGCUCUACUACGACUGUACAUCUCUUCUUUACCUCCAUGUUUUCCUCUUGUCACUGCUCACAAUUAGUUUUUCACUCAGACAACAUUAAAUCCCCCCCCCCAGUGUAUGCAGCUGUUUUAUCCUCUCAGUUACUGCUGAGGCCAUCUGUCUGUUAGUAGAAAUCCUUGCUAGUCUUCAAACUAGAAUUAUAAGCUAAGGUUGUGUUAGGCCCAGGUAUUGACAAAUGGCUGGAUACUGUAACAAGGUAGAGCCAGGAGGGUUUCAAUGUGAUCUGACCAGGAAAAUCACAGCCCAGGGGGAGUUAUUUUUUUGUUUUGUAGUAAAGGAAAAGCUCCUGAGCAAUUGACCAUGGCUAAAUAGUUAUUUGCAAAAAUCCACCUGCCAAAUAUACAGAAUUGUGGAAUCAGUAGAAAUUGUUAUUAUACCCAAGGUUUAGAAUUGUUCACUGAAAAUGCACUGUUAGAUCAAAAUCUCUGUAGAUGCCAUGGCUGAAAUGUCCAGAAUGCUGAGUGAGUUGUGAGAAGUGGAGUAAGAGGGGAAAAGGUUGACAGUUGAGCGAAUAAAUAGAAAGUGAUCCAUGUGUAGAAGGAAAAAGUGAAAGAACAGCAUGAGUCUAGCCAUACCAUGUUAGUUUUGAAAUCAGCUAUUUGAGGAAUUUGUUGGUUGAUGGGUCCUUAUCAUCACAACAACAUAUUGUGUAUUAUUGAAGACUUGAUCAGAGCUUUAAUGUGUUUACAGAGGAAGCAGGCAUUAUUCUCUACCUAAAGAGGGGUUGUUGAAUUUUGCUCCUCAUUGGCUCAAUCCCAACACUUUUCCUAUUCAUCUGAGCAUCCAAUCGCUGGUUCAUUAAACUGAUAAUUUAAUAAUUUGCGACUAUCACUAAUCAUAGGACAAAUCAAUGAGGUUGUUGGACUGAGGCUUCCCCUAGAUGGAAUUCAGGUUAGGCAACCAAACUCACAGGUAGAAAAUCCCCUCACUACUUUAAACCAGGGUAUUUGGGAGGGAAAAACUGGUGACAGAGGAUUUGGUUUUGCCAUGACAAUCCCACCCACCUUCUCCCCUCUAUUGAAGGGUCCUGGUUGUUAUUUUCUCUUGUUUUUCACAAAAAUAAAAUGCUUGUAAUGGCACUUUAUGUACA